AUGUCAGCUUUUAACACAUCUGAGAUCCAGAUAUCUACCUUCCUCCUAAUUGGGAUCCCAGGGCUGGAGCAUGUCCACAUCUGGAUAUCCAUACCCAUCUGUCUCAUAUACAUUAUUGCCACUAUAGGCAAUUGUAUCAUCCUCUAUCUAAUCAAGACAGAGGCCUCACUCCAUGAGCCUAUGUACUACUUUCUCUCUAUGCUUGCCAUAUCUGACCUUGGGCUAACCCUCUCUUCUUUGCCUACCAUGUUGAGAAUUUUUUUAUUCAAUGCUACAAGAAUCUCCAUUGAUGCUUGUAUUGCCCAAGAGUUCUUCAUUCACACCUUCACCGCCAUGGAAUCUUCAGUGCUUCUAAUAAUGUCCCUUGACCGUUUCAUAGCCAUCAGCAAUCCUCUAAGAUAUAGCUCCAUCCUCACCAAUACUACAAUCAUUAAAAUUGGUUUGAUCUUUGCUAUUCGAUGUCUUGUAUUAAUAUUCCCAUUUCCUAUCACACUAAAGAGAUUGAGAUAUUGCAAAAGAAACCUCCUCUCUCAUUCGUAUUGCCUCCACCAGGAUAUUAUGAGACUGGCCUGCUCUGAUAACAGGGUCAAUGUUAUCUUUGGCUUUUUUGUUGCUCUGAUAGGCAUGUUGGACUUAGCAAUAAUUUCCAUGUCCUACAUUUUGAUCCUGAAGACAGUUUUGGGCAUUGCAUCUCAUCAAGAGCGACUUAAAGCUCUCAACACCUGCAUCUCCCAUAUCUGUGCUGUACUCAUUUUCUAUGUGCCCAUUAUCACUCUGGCUAUUGUACACCGCUUUGCUAAACAUGCCUCCCCACUUAUUAGAAUACUCAUUGCUGAUAUAUUUGUUUUGAUUCCUCCGCUGAUGAACCCUAUUGUGUAUUGUGUGAAGACACGUCAAAUCCGGGAGAAGGUUCUAGGGAAACUGUGUCUGAAAAAGGCCUGA
Molecule: messenger RNA, 942 nt
Organism: Gracilinanus agilis (Agile Gracile Mouse Opossum)
Lineage: Eukaryota; Metazoa; Chordata; Mammalia; Didelphimorphia; Didelphidae
Product: olfactory receptor 51A7-like
Exons: 1
Coding region: 1-942 (313 amino acids)
Biological process (GO): G protein-coupled receptor signaling pathway
Cellular component (GO): membrane
Molecular function (GO): olfactory receptor activity; G protein-coupled receptor activity
Source: RefSeq, a predicted model, not a curated record